AGCUAAGUUGCUAGCUAGAAAGGCAAAAAAAAAAAAAGGUUCUUUGUUUUCAGCAAAAUAAACUGAGCACUCAAUGGAGAACAGAUUAGAGAACCGAAUUUCACCUACGCCGUCGGACAUAACUAAUGGUUCAUUGAACGCAGCACAGGCUGUAAAUGACGAGGAGCUAAAAGGAAGCAACGAAAUUAAGGAUGGUGUUUUAACAGAAGAGAUGGUUUCAGAAGGUCUAUCCCAUUUUGGAAGAGAUGUGACUGGGCAGCAGCAGGUUCCAUGCAGCCUAUCCCUACCUAGUCUUGAUCUCAGAGACAUAUCUGUGUUAUGCAACUAUGUCCAUCUUCAAAAGUUAGAGCUGCCACACAACAGCAUAAAAGAUAUAUCCUGUUUGACCUACAUGCCCCACCUUGUCAUCUUGGAUGUGUCUUACAAUGAAAUCUCCAACUUCUUUGAAUUCCAGCCCCUCCGGUACCUGCAGGUGGCCAAUUUCUCCCAUAACCACAUCGGAGACAUAAAGGAUCUGGCAGGUUUUUUGUGCCUACGUAAGCUGAAUCUCGACUACAACUGCCUCUCUGAAAUCAGUGGUAUUGAACAAUGUGUAAUGCUCACCCAUCUCAGUCUGGCUUUCAACAAAAUCAAAAAAAUCAGCAGCCUGGGCAGGCUGCCUCUCACACAUCUCUGCCUGAGGGGAAACCAGCUCAGGGCUGUUGAAGGAUUGGAGAACUUAGAUAAGCUGCAGUUUCUUGAUUUGUCUAUGAAUAAAAUCAACAGGCUUUCAGGCCUCCAGAACCUCAGCUGUCUGUGCUCCAUCAACCUGGAGAAAAACAAGAUUUUUAAAAUUUCCGAUUUAAAACAUGUCAUUGGUCUACCACUGCUGACGAAUAUCAACCUGCUGGACAACCCUGUGCAGGAGCAGCCUGACUUCAGACUGAGAGUCAUCUCCCUCCAGCAGCAAUUGACAAUACUAGACCAGGAGCCAGUCAGUGUCAAAGAAAAGGUGUCUUCAGUGAACAUGUUUGACCCUCCUAUGGAUGUAUUAGCAGCAGAAGAUCACAGGACGCACUUAGUUUAUCAGAUGGGACAGCCACAGGUCCUCUACUAUAGUAACUCACCUGCUUCAGAGUCCCCUGACCUAAUGCUGGUGCUGACGGGCCCUGAAGGAUGUGGUAAAGAAGUGCUGGUUCGCAGACUCUGUCAGGAGUUUGGUGAAUACUUUGGUGUUGGAAUCUGUCACACUACACGGAAACCCUACAUUGGAGAGGAGAAUGGGAUUGACUACCAUUUUGUCAGUGAAGAGGACUUUCAGAGCUUGGUUCAUAUGGGUAAGUUUAUCCAAACUAUGCAGUAUAACGGUCAUAUGUUUGGCCUCACAAGAGAAGCUAUUGAGGAAGUAGUGGAAGAUGGACUGGUUUGCUGUGUACACAUGGAGCUGGAGGGUGUUUUAAGUCUAAAGAAGACCUACUUUGAACCUCGAUACAUCCUGCUCAUACCCACCCAGAUGGAGAAAUUCAUAAGCCACUUGAAAAGCCUCAAACUCCACCCCCCUGCACAGAUUGAUUUUGCAUUAAAACGUGUGGCUCUGUACAUAAACACCAGCGAACAACGUCCAGGAUUCUUCAAUAACAUCAUCCCAUGUGAUGAUUGGGAAGAAGCUUAUCAGACCUUGCAGCAAGUGGUGAAGGACUACCUGUUAGCUGAAAAGGAAGAGGAGGAAGAAAAGACCAACAGUGGAUUCUUCUCUGUCAGCAGCAGUACAGGUCAUUUUUUAGCAGAGGAUCCACCAUCACCUUAUGCAUCGGAGACACUCCUUGGAUCAGCCCUCGACCCCUCACCCUCCCUCUUCACGCCCAGCUUCACAAAUAUCCAGGCAGAGCUCAGCCCCGAAAAAACAUUUAUUGAGCUGGCCUCCAUGAGGAGGCGAGAGCAGCUGGCUAGGGAAGCAGUUGCUGGAAAGAGACCAGGGUUGUACAGCCAGCUCUUCAAAGGGUACGGCCCUGAUGCGUUUAGUGCCAGCUCCGUUCCAGCAGGUCCCAGGUCAGCCGUUGGCAUGGUUAAACCGCUACAUAAUUCCAUACUGGUACAAACAACAGAACUGCUCAAGGAUAUAAAUGUGGGAUCCAAGUCCAUCCUGCCUCAAAUCCAAACUGAGCAGAAUACCCUUGAAGUCCCCAAGUCACCUCCGUCACCCAGAGUUUUCCCUGAAGAACCAGUUGACAAGAACAAACGAGCAAAUGUGGAGGGGUCAUUUUUAUAGAAGCUUUAGUUGCUACAAAAGAAGAAGAAGAAGAUAUUGAACAGAUUGUCCUUUUUCUACAAGUAAAGAUGCUUUUCUUUAUGGAGAUAUACCUUAACUAAAAAGCUUACAAUUUGUGCUUAGAUUUCAGUGUCGGGGCCAUUUCUCCACUAGUUUAUGUGUUUAGAUUCCUAGUUAACGGUAAUGCAGGUAUUAUUGUCUUAAGUAUUUUUUCUACAGAACUUUCAUAUUGGAUUUUUACCAGUGAUGCAUUAAAAAACUUAUGUAUUUUUGAAUUACAUAUUAAAAACCUUAUAA
Cyprinodon tularosa is the source of this 2545-nucleotide messenger RNA. It is a transcript of the gene lrguk, whose product is annotated as leucine-rich repeats and guanylate kinase domain containing. The transcript is spliced from 19 exons. The record is from RefSeq and is a predicted model, not a curated record. Gene Ontology annotation, cellular component: cytosol. Gene Ontology annotation, molecular function: GMP kinase activity; protein binding. Bases 74 to 2248 code for a protein of 724 amino acids. NCBI's taxonomy places the organism in Eukaryota, Metazoa, Chordata, Actinopteri, Cyprinodontiformes, Cyprinodontidae.